UCUUGCUUCCUGCAAGCCAGCUGGGAGAGGAAGCUGGAGGGGAGAGGAAUGGGACCAACAGGAGUAGCUGUCCUGGCUGCCGCUGUCCUCCUGGUCAUUCAGGUCUCCGAGGCCAUUCUCCCCGCAGCCUCCAACUGUUGCACUGAAAUGUCCCAUCAGAUUUCUAGAAGACUUUUGGCAAAAGUGAAAAGAUGUCACAUUCAAAGAGCUGAUGGAGAUUGUGACCUGCCAGCUGUUAUCCUCUAUGUCCAUCAUCGAAAAUACUGUGUCAGCCCACAUAAUCACACUCUUAAGAAAUGGAUGAAAAUGCAAAAGAACAAGAAAAAUGCAAAAGGAAGUAUUUGUAAUAGAAAGAAACACUCCUAUAAGAAGAGGAAGAACAAGGUGGCAAAGCAAAAACACCUUCAUAAAUAUGGACAGAAAACCGCUUAUUAACAAAUGUGUCUGCGAAGGGCUUCCCUUCAAUGAACCUGGCAAAUGACCGAUUAUAUGGAUUUACUAUAAGUUAUCCAGAGCCAAAUGUUUACUCUUAGAAGCUAAAAGUUCCCAAGGAGAAAGGAACAGUAGUCAAAUGUUUUCUGCAAUAUACGAAGUAGCUAAUAAUAACCUAAAAUAGGAAAAAAAUAUUAAAAAUGUUAUCUGUCUUAGGAGUAGAGGAAAGCCAUUUUUAGUGGGGAAAUUGAUGCCAAAUUAUCAAUUUUUUAAAAAUCAAGACUUAUUUUCUCUUGUGAUUUCACUCUUCCCCCAAGGUCAUUAACCAUUAAAAUGCUUUAAUGCUUAAUCUGGUUCCCCUGCAUAUCAUUAAUUUGUUUCUACACUUUACACCCAUUCCUUUCUUGUCAACUGAGGUUUAGCUGAUUUAACAAUCUGAUUUUUUAUUGGAGGGCAAGAACCAGUGAGUCCUUUAUUCAGUGCUCUAAGCAAUACUACCGGUAAAUAUUGCUGUAGGGCUGAUCUGGGCAUGGAAUUAGGAACCUAAUUAGGAAUUAGAAGUAGGAACCUGAAAGCGAAUCAUUAGCAAAAAUACACUGAGAGCAGGCCUUGCAUUAUAAUGGAAAGUACCAAAGCAAAGGGUGUGGAGAGAAUGGGAGAGAAUUUGUUUUGGUUGUAACAUAAAACAUAAAGGGAAUCUCUGGAAUUUUUUUGCUCGGAAGCCCAGAAUUCAAAUUUAUUUCUGUUAGAGUUGAUAGUUACAUUUUUAGUUUUAAUGAUAAUUUGAAAAACUUAAAAAACUGUAAAAAAAAUACAUAAUUUGUACAAAUAUUGCCAAUGAAUCUAUAGAGAGAUUGAACAGACUCAAUUCUGAUUGUGUUAAGAUUUAUUCAUGAGUAUUUGGGGGACAGAAUUUAAUUGUAGGUAUUGGAAUUAAUUAGAUAGUCUUCAUAGGUAAGCCUUUCAUUUACAAAUGUACAACCUCUUUGUUUCAUUUUAACCCACUGUGUUAGUAUAUAAGGCUUAAAAAGUGCUUCCUUCACAAUAAAUAAAGGCGGUGUAAAUACUA
Messenger RNA from Antechinus flavipes (yellow-footed antechinus), 1501 nucleotides. RefSeq names its product C-C motif chemokine ligand 28 (gene CCL28). The coding region runs from base 49 to 435 and encodes 128 amino acids. The transcript is spliced from 3 exons. Gene Ontology annotation, cellular component: extracellular region. Lineage: Eukaryota; Metazoa; Chordata; Mammalia; Dasyuromorphia; Dasyuridae. Gene Ontology annotation, molecular function: chemokine activity. The record is from RefSeq and is a predicted model, not a curated record. Gene Ontology annotation, biological process: immune response.